Messenger RNA from Myotis brandtii (Brandt's bat), 2565 nucleotides. RefSeq names its product zinc finger protein 883-like. Lineage: Eukaryota; Metazoa; Chordata; Mammalia; Chiroptera; Vespertilionidae. The transcript has a single exon. Gene Ontology annotation, molecular function: RNA polymerase II cis-regulatory region sequence-specific DNA binding; DNA-binding transcription factor activity, RNA polymerase II-specific. The record is from RefSeq and is a predicted model, not a curated record. Bases 1 to 1965 code for a protein of 654 amino acids. Gene Ontology annotation, cellular component: PcG protein complex; transcription regulator complex. Gene Ontology annotation, biological process: regulation of transcription by RNA polymerase II.
AUGGGUUCUCCCCUCCCUUUAGUCAACAGGUAUCUCACCGGCGUUUCUUUGCGCUCAGGUUGCUGCUGUGGAGCCGACGAUGUGGAAGCACCCGGCGAACAGAGGGUUUCUGUGGGAAUGUCACAGGGGAAGAAUCCCAAGGCAGCCUCGUCUUCCCAGAAGAGACACCCCUGUGAGAGUUGCGGGCCGGUCUUGAGAGACAUUUUCCACUUGGUCGAGCAUCAGGGGACACAGCCCAGCCAGAAACUGCUGAGGUGUGGGGCGUGCGCAAGACGAUUUUAUUUCAGUGUAAACGGUCACCAGCUUGCGGGGCAGCACAUGGGAGGGGAGCCCUUCAGAAGUCGUGCAGACAAGGCCUCAUUCGUGAAGAGCAACAGCACCCACCUGUCAGGGAAGACCUUGACCUCUGAGCAGGGUGAGAGGGACUCCCUGCCCAGCUUGGGACACCGGCAGCCACAGCUCACUCAAACCAGGGAGGAGCCAACCAAAGUCACUCCGUGUAUAACUCCGCAGAGCAGAACAAGCUUUGGCCCUUCUGGAGAAGGCAAGAAAGAUUUCAACCCCCAACGCAUGCUUGCUCAGGACCAGAACGUCCAUACGGCAAGACCGUGUGUUGUGUCCAGUGAGUGCGGAAAACCGCUCAGGUACAAAUCCUCAUUUGUUAGGCACCCCAGAGUCCGCACAGGAAAGGGUUUUCACCCCUACGAGUGCAGUGACUGUGGGAAGUCUUUUAUAUAUAGUUCCAAACUCCGCUACCAUCAGCGCGUUCACACUGGCGAACGGCCUUACGAGUGCAGUGAAUGUGGGAAGUCUUUUAUAUAUAGUUCCAAACUCCGCUACCAUCAGCGCGUUCACACUGGCGAACGGCCUUACGAGUGCAGUGAAUGUGGGAAGUCUUUUAUAUAUAGUUCCAAACUCCGCUACCAUCAGCGCGUUCACACUGGCGAACGGCCUUACGAGUGCAGUGAAUGUGGGAAGUCUUUUAUAUAUAGUUCCAAACUCCGCUACCAUCAGCGCGUUCACACUGGCGAACGGCCUUACGAGUGCAGUGAAUGUGGGAAGUCUUUUAUAUAUAGUUCCAAACUCCGCUACCAUCAGCGCGUUCACACUGGCGAACGGCCUUACGAGUGCAGUGAAUGUGGGAAGUCUUUUAUAUAUAGUUCCAAACUCCGCUACCAUCAGCGCGUUCACACUGGCGAACGGCCUUACGAGUGCAGUGAAUGUGGGAAGUCUUUUAUAUAUAGUUCCAAACUCCGCUACCAUCAGCGCGUUCACACUGGCGAACGGCCUUACGAGUGCAGUGAAUGUGGGAAGUCUUUUAUAUAUAGUUCCAAACUCCGCUACCAUCAGCGCGUUCACACUGGCGAACGGCCUUACGAGUGCAGUGAAUGUGGGAAGUCUUUUAUAUAUAGUUCCAAACUCCGCUACCAUCAGCGCGUUCACACUGGCGAACGGCCUUACGAGUGCAGUGAAUGUGGGAAGUCUUUUAUAUAUAGUUCCAAACUCCGCUACCAUCAGCGCGUUCACACUGGCGAACGGCCUUACGAGUGCAGUGAAUGUGGGAAGUCUUUUAUAUAUAGUUCCAAACUCCGCUACCAUCAGCGCGUUCACACUGGCGAACGGCCUUACGAGUGCAGUGAAUGUGGGAAGUCUUUUAUAUAUAGUUCCAAACUCCGCUACCAUCAGCGCGUUCACACUGGCGAACGGCCUUACGAGUGCAGUGAAUGUGGGAAGUCUUUUAUAUAUAGUUCCAAACUCCGCUAUCAUCAGCGCGUUCACACGAGUGAAAAACCUUACAAGUGUGGCGAAUGCGGGAAGUCUUUUAUCUACAGUUCGACGUUUCGCUACCACCAGAGAGUUCACACUGGUGAGAGGCCUUAUAAGUGCAGUGAAUGUGGGAAGUCUUUUAUCUAUGGCUCCAAACUUCGUUAUCACCAGCGAGUUCACACUGCUAAAAGGCCUUAAGUGUGCCGGGAAUGAGCAAUUUCCUGUUUGGUGUAACAACACUUGAGGAGGAAACAUUUUGGGGAGUCAUUUGUCUGGAUUGAAACUCUUAUAUCUGGAUAUGCACAGUGGGGAGAUUCCCCAUAAGUUUUAUUUAUGUUGGAAGUGUGUGUAAGUAUUUUUCUCGUUCUGACUUUCCCAGGCCUCCUUCUUCUCGAGUUAUGGUGCUCCUAGAUUCUGAGGCUAAUUCCUUCCACCUUUCCCACCUGGCAGGUCCACAGACUUUGCAAUAGUCGACAUCCCAAUGUGCUUAUGUACGCUGACCUCUGGUCUCAUGUAUAUUGUGGCAAAAUGGAAAUGACCAGGGGAUCAGCUUUCCUAUUAGGACUGAUUUGGACAUGGACACGCUGCAGUAAUGAAUUGCAGCUUGCAGAGAAAUGACUACGUGUUCAUCGAGGGUGAUAAUUUGUGAUGAGAUAUUCCACCGUCCAGUGUAUGAACUUGGAACUGUCUGCUGCUCAUGACGUUGGCUUAUACAAUAAUUCAGAAUUUACUCUUCGUAAAAAUAUUUUGUUAUUUAUUUUAGAGAGAGGGAGAGGAGGAGAGAGAAACAUUGAUUGA